GGCUGGCUCAAGCAUGCUUACACUUUUCUGAAGAGGACACUGCAGGAGGACUCAAGCAAAUUUAAUGCUCACUGGAUGAAGUGUGCACAAGAGGAACGGCUUUAGCAGCACUACAAGAAGUCUGCCCUCUGACAAAAUAGCUGAACAGAACACCAGUGCUUCUGAUAAUCUGCUGUAAAGUUUCGGCAAAGGUAAUCAAACAGCAGCAAGUGCUUCAAACCCAAAGACAAAUUGUGCUUUAAUUUCCAAAAAAUGCCAGACAAAACUUUCCUCUGGUUUUUCUCAUUAAUUUUUCUGCUCUGCAACUUUCCCCCAUGCUCCAGCCGGGUUCAGAAAGCACCCCGCAGAAGGGGGGCUGCAGGAGGGGUGAACCUUCCCAAGCUCGUCACCUGCUGCGAUGAGCUGAAAGAGCUGAAGGUUCAGGUGGCGAACCUGACCGGCCUCCUUGCCGAGCUUAGCAGGAAACAGGAGACUGACUGGAUAAAUGUCGUCAUGCAGAUGAUGGAAGUGGAGAACAGCUGUCGUCAGAUUGAAUCCCGCAUUACAGAAGCUGAAGGAAAGUACUCCGAAGUGAACAAUCGGAUCGACAUUAUUCAGCUUCAGGCAGCUCAAACAGUUACACAGACAUCAGCAGAUGCUUCCUAUGACUGCAAUACUUUGUACCAAAAAAAUUAUCGUAUAUCUGGUGUGUAUAAACUGCCUGCAGAUGAGUUCCUGGGAACUCCUGAACUAGAGGUGUACUGUGACAUGGACACUGGAGGUGGUGGCUGGACUGUUAUACAACGUCGCAAGUCUGGUCUAAGUUCUUUUAAUCGUGAUUGGAAGCAGUACAAACGAGGAUUUGGUAACAUCCGCGGGGACUUCUGGUUGGGAAACGAACAUAUUUUUCGAUUAACCAGACAGCCAAGCGUACUGAGGAUAGACAUGGAGGAUUGGGAAGGACAGACUCGUUAUGCAGAAUACAGCUACUUUUCAAUAAGCAAUGAAGUAAACAGCUAUAAAUUAAUUAUUGGAAAUUAUAAUGGGACAGCUGGGCGGGACUCCCUCAGGUACCACAACAACACAGCUUUCAGCACAAAGGACAAAGACAAUGACAAAUGUGUGGACAACUGCGUACAAUUCCGCAAAGGUGGCUAUUGGUACAACUGCUGCACAGAUUCUAAUCUGAAUGGAGUUUACUAUCGUCAAGGGCAGCACACCUACAACUCUGAUGGCAUUACAUGGUACGGCUGGCAUGGUUCAAGUUACUCACUUAAGUAUGUUGAAAUGAAGAUUCGUCCACAAAACUUCAAGCCUUAAGAGCUACAACAUGUCUAUGACUUCAUUAAUGAGAAACUUAACAGUUACUGUUUAUUGAAGGAUUUUUCCAUGCAAAACUUUGGGUACCUUCGCAGAGAUUUCUUUGUCCCUCUAUUAAUUACUCACAGACAGUUACAAACCCAAAGAGAAUUAAUAUAAAAUGAAUGAAAAAAUACUAGCGCCCACAACUGAUCUUGGAAAUUUACAGAGAAAUUAAUUAAAUAUAUAUAUUUUUUGAAAAUGUCUACAGUAAUGACACCAUAGUUUUCAGUGGAAUAAAAGGACAUGAAAAUUCUUUUCAAUCUGGAAAAUAGCUACCUUAAGAAUUAGAGACUAUGCUACUCCAAAGAGUGUUGAAAAAAGCUUCAAAAUUAUCUUUGUUUCUUUUUCAUAAUAUACCUACAAUGUGAAAUAAUUUGUUCUGCCUCUCUUGCUUGCAACCCAAACUCACAACUACACAUCAACUAGCAACUCUUUCAGUUAUGAGAAAAAUAUUUUUUUUUAGUAGCAUUUUAGUCUUUUAUAUCAAUUAGAUCAUUUGCAAAGCAAGUUUGGACUGGAAGGACUAGACAAGAUAUUUACUGUUAAAGAUGGUCUAUAAGUACAAGUUGUUGUUUUAUGGUGGGAUUUGAACUGAUCAAAUGUUACUCUUUUUCUUCUAUUUGUUGCAUCAAACUUGCAUCAGAAAAAAAAUGUUCUUGAAGUUCCAAUUAAAGAAUUGUCUAUUUAGU
Molecule: messenger RNA, 2030 nt
Organism: Pristis pectinata (smalltooth sawfish)
Lineage: Eukaryota; Metazoa; Chordata; Chondrichthyes; Rhinopristiformes; Pristidae
Product: angiopoietin-related protein 7-like
Exons: 5
Coding region: 253-1299 (348 amino acids)
Source: RefSeq, a predicted model, not a curated record